UGUUGAGACAUACUUUACGGCUCCUGCAAGACAGCAAACGAUAGUGCAGACACUUGGGAUCCCCGUUAGCCGGUCGCUCCUCCAACGAUAACGAGACGUAAUAACUUACGACACCUCCUCCAUGUUACCUUGUCAUUUGCCAAUCUGGCCCAUCCAUCCCCUCUAAACAUACAGCCACAAACCACCAAAAUCAAUUCAGGAAAAGCCAAUCUUUUUUCGGUUUUCGAGGAUAAACAUUCUCUGCACUCUGUGGAAGCUCACAUGCCCAUAUAAAGAUUGCUAUCUUAAACGCCCUAUUUCAACACUCGGGAGUGAGAAGCUUGCAUACUUUAUAUAUAUAUACCCUUUUUCUCUCCUCCUCUCGGCUGUUUGCACUCUGUUGUUGGGUUUCCUGAUUUUUCUGUUCCUUUCUUCCCUGGUGUUAAUGGCGGAGAAAGAUACAGAGAGAGAAGCAGCAGCAGCAGAGUUUUUCUUUGAUGAUGAAGAUGCUGGUGAGGAUAGUAGUGGAGACUUGGAAGGGAAUAAGAUAAUUGAGAUUGGUGGUAGGAGCAGCAGUACCAGCAGCGACAGAGAAGCGGCUGAUAAUGGUGAUGAGUGUGGAACUUUCUCCUCUCAGCAAUGGCCGCAGAGUUUCAGGGAAACAGUGGAUUCUUACUCAAUCACAAUGUCUCCAAGCUUUGGGUUUCUUGGACGUGCACAAAGCAACCAUUAUUCAAGUCUUGAAAACUUAAGUAAGAGUUAUUUAGAACAGGAGGGAAAGUCUCCUUUAUUGUCUGAUCAAGAAAAUGGUUGGCAGAAGGAAGACUCGGGUAGGAUUUCAGCAGCACACUUGUCUUUCUCAAAAGGUUCCUUUGCCAGUGGCGAAUUACCCAUUGCCCAUGGAUGUAGUUUAACGCAAACUGUCUUCAAUUCGGUUAAUGUAAUGGUCGGAGUUGGUCUUCUUUCAACACCUUCUACUGUGAAAGAAGCAGGCUGGGCAAGUUUGGUAGUACUAGCUUGUUUUGCAUUUGUUUGUUGUUACACAGCUAACCUUAUGAGACAUUGCUUCGAAAGCAAAGAAGGCGUUGUGACCUACCCAGAUAUAGGGGAAGCUGCUUUUGGGAAAUAUGGACGUCUUGCUAUAUCUAUCAUUCUGUAUUUGGAGUUAUAUGCAUACUGUGUGGAAUUUAUCACUCUGGAGGGUGAUAACCUUACCAGGCUAUUUCCUGGAACGUCAUUGCAAUGGGCCGGCUUUCAUCUUGACUCGAUGCACUUCUUUGGAAUCUUAACUGCUCUUAUUGUUCUGCCAACUGUGUGGCUAAGGGAUCUUCGUGUCAUAUCAUACCUUUCAGCUGGUGGGGUUGUAGCAACAAUCAUGAUUGUUCUUUGUGUGCUUUUGCUUGGUACAGCAGGGGGUGUUGGGUUUCAUCAAACUAGUCCAGUGGUAAAGUGGAGUGGCAUUCCAUUUGCUAUUGGUGUGUAUGGAUUCUGUUAUUCUGGGCACUCAGUUUUUCCUAAUAUCUAUCAAUCAAUGGCAGAUAAAAGAAAAUUUACCAAGGCAACAAUAAUAUGCUUCAUCUUCUGCUUAAUGCUUUAUGGGGGCGUUGCAGUCAUGGGAUUUCUCAUGUUUGGUGAAGAUACGCUAUCUCAAAUAACAUUGAAUAUGCCACCACAUGCCGUUACUUCAAAAGUUGCCUUGUGGACUACAGUUAUCAACCCACUUACUAAGUAUGCUCUGUUGAUGAACCCAUUGGCCAGGAGCAUAGAGGAGCUACUGCCAGUUGGAGUAUCAAAUAGUUUUUGGUGCUUCGUUUUUCUAAGAACAGGAUUGGUCUUCUCAUCUGUUUGUGUGGCUUUUCUUCUUCCCUUUUUCGGUCUUGUGAUGGCUUUAAUUGGUUCUGUCCUCUGUCUGCUUGUGGCAGUAAUAAUGCCAUCAUUAUGUUUUUUAAAGAUCAAGGGAAAGAAAGCUACAAGGACACAGAUUAUAUUGAGCUCCACAAUAGCUGCUUUGGGCAUCAUCUGUGCAAUCCUUGGAGCAUACUCUUCAUUGUUGGAUAUUGUGAAGCAAUACUGAAGUAUCGGAUGGCUUAAUAUGAAAAGUUUCAUGAUAAAUUGGGAAAUUUUGAUUGUAUGAAUGUGGAAGCUCAUUACUCUGUUCUUAUAUGAAUUUAGGAGUUGCAAUCAGCAAAAUUCAUAUGGUAGCUCUAA
This is a messenger RNA of Manihot esculenta (cassava), 2187 nucleotides long. RefSeq names its product amino acid transporter AVT1A. NCBI's taxonomy places the organism in Eukaryota, Viridiplantae, Streptophyta, Magnoliopsida, Malpighiales, Euphorbiaceae. The transcript is spliced from 12 exons. The record is from RefSeq and is a predicted model, not a curated record. Gene Ontology annotation, cellular component: plasma membrane. The coding region runs from base 425 to 2053 and encodes 542 amino acids.